Betta splendens (Siamese fighting fish) is the source of this 971-nucleotide messenger RNA. RefSeq names its product SWIM-type zinc finger 7 associated protein 1 (gene swsap1). NCBI's taxonomy places the organism in Eukaryota, Metazoa, Chordata, Actinopteri, Anabantiformes, Osphronemidae. Bases 25 to 849 code for a protein of 274 amino acids. Gene Ontology annotation, biological process: double-strand break repair via homologous recombination. The transcript is spliced from 2 exons. Gene Ontology annotation, molecular function: single-stranded DNA binding. The record is from RefSeq and is a predicted model, not a curated record. Gene Ontology annotation, cellular component: Shu complex.
UUCCGACAUAGCUAGAGAACAGUGAUGGCAGACAUUCUGACCCUGACGUUAAGCACCUUGAUGUCAGAACCGGGUCUAAAGAGAUCCACUUCACCCAGUAGCAGCAGCACCCUGCUGGUCGGGGGCCGGGGCAUCAGCCGGUCCCUGCUGCUGCUGGCGGCCGUCACAGCGGCCUCUGAGCUGCGCGUCAGAGUCGUGUUCUUCACGCGGACACAGAUCCAGAGUCUGCCGGCGCCUCUGCAGAAGCGGCUCCCGAAUCAGAGUCCGGAAGGCCUGAAGAAAAUCACCUUUUGCUAUCCCAGGACUGUGGAGGAGCUCCUGCAGCAGGUGGCCAGCCUUCACGAUUCCCCCCCCCCGUCUCUGAUUGUCGUGGACAGGCUGGAGGAUUUCCUGUGUGCUCCUGGGCUUCACCCAGGUGAACGGUCCUGUGCUGCUCACCUGUCCGCGCUGCUGUGUGACACGGCCGCCUUUCUCACACAAGUCCUGGAGCAGCGGCCGUCUGGGUCGGCUCCCUGUCGCAUCCUCGCCUCUUACCACUCAGAAUUGGACCCUGGACCGGCUGAAGCGGACGACUGUCCCACAGACCCUGUCCUGGAUGUGCUGGAUCGCUAUUUCCAGAUACGCUGCACUCUGGACCAAGACAGAGGCUAUGGAGCUGCAGCAGCUGGACUGCAGGAGCUGUGGCACAUUUACGUGUCUGGUGGAGAAGCGACCGCCUGGGAGGACGGGCCAGGCGGCGCCCAGGACUGGCAGCUGCUGGUUUCCCCUAGUGGUUCGAUAGAGUUUAAAGUGGUUUGUAAACAUCACUGUCGCUCCACACAUCAAGCUCACGAUUUGUCUCCUCAGUGAUGAUAAAUCACUGUGUUGAUUUCGAGCCUUUCCAGCUCUAAACAGCAAUCUUUCAUGUAAUAUUUACAAUUCUACUGUUCAAGUGUAAAUAAACUGUUUUGAAAAGCUGUGCUAAGGUACAA